AUGUUUAUUGAGAGUCCUGAGCCAUUGGUCGUGGAUCCUCUUCGCAACAUCACCCAAGCAAGACGUUUGAAGGAUGUAUUUGGUCUCACAAGUGCACUCACUGAUGAGAGAAUCAAGUUCAACGUUUGGGAAAAUGCAUGUUUCCACGCAGCCUUGAUGGCACAAGUCCGUCGCGAGGCAGGAGGCGCUGAAUCCCUUACAACUGCAUCAUUAGGUAUCGUAUACCGUGAUUGGUUACAUUACCGAGGGUUCGUUGAUGUUGCAGACAUUGAAGAGCUUGAACGGACCGCGGGUAAUUUGACGGUUGCACUUUUACAGAUAAGAGUCAUCUUAAGCCACAAGUCGCGCGGUUUCAAAUCUAUCCGUGAUGAAGGUUAUCCUGGAUAUCGCGGAAAGUUCGACGAGACAGCUUACAAAAAGACCGCGGCACUCUUCGAGCGGGUCUACCAGAAACACCUGGCAGCUAUCCAGACUUUUCAAGAAGCGCGUAAAGACCCUCGCCUUGGUGAUGGAGAAGCGAUUGAUAUUCAGGAUGCUAUCAACGACUAUGAUGACACCAUGGGCGGCGACAUCGUCCAAAGUCUCAAUAAUCUGAUCAUGGUUGUUGACGAGGGAAUCGGUGUGAAUGAUUUGGAUGCCGAGCUAGCCGUUGAUGAAGAAGAGUCUUACCUAGAGGAUGAUGACGAAACAACGCAGCAUCUUUCUCCGUCCACUCCGAGCGAGAGGCCCGGUCUAGGCAUGCGAUCGCGGCUUGCAGCCAUGCUCUCUGAAACUGGCUUGAAGCUCGAAGCAAAAGUCCCAAACACUGCCAAAAAUGACUCAAGGAUAUUGGGACUCACCCACGGUCUGAUCAGAUUCUCAGUCAAGCCGUCGAAGGGCAAUGUCUUCUGUCCUAAGCCGCUCUUUGCAAUUCGCGUGGACUUAUCGAAGCCUGGAGUUCCCCACCCCCAUCGAUUUCUCGGCGAUAUCAAGUGGCAUAAUUCAGAGGACCCCUGCCUCCGACUCGGCAUACAGUAUCGACUCCUGGACAACAAUGACGGUAAAGGUGCAUCGGUCAACUGGGAAUGGGCAUCAGCAAGUACUUCUGACGUGGGACGGAGGGAAUUAUUGGAAAGAAUCUAUAAAGCCAAUACUUUUGUCGAGCUUCUGGGAAACAAAACCGCAAGAGAGCUUGUUGGUAUCUCACGGAGAUCAUUACUGUCAUGGUACCAGGCUAGGAGGCCUAGGCAAGCGCAGAACUCACGCGUGAGGAAGACAAACCAGGCAUCUCCUGACGGCCACAAGCAUUCAAGAGUCAGCCUAUAA
Molecule: messenger RNA, 1305 nt
Organism: Diaporthe citri
Lineage: Eukaryota; Fungi; Ascomycota; Sordariomycetes; Diaporthales; Diaporthaceae
Exons: 1
Coding region: 1-1305 (434 amino acids)
Source: RefSeq, a predicted model, not a curated record